This is a messenger RNA of Oncorhynchus kisutch (coho salmon), 7726 nucleotides long. Its product is annotated as regulator of G-protein signaling 14. Bases 121 to 1740 code for a protein of 539 amino acids. Gene Ontology annotation, biological process: regulation of G protein-coupled receptor signaling pathway; spindle organization; cell division. The transcript has 17 exons. Gene Ontology annotation, cellular component: cytoplasm; nucleus; plasma membrane. NCBI's taxonomy places the organism in Eukaryota, Metazoa, Chordata, Actinopteri, Salmoniformes, Salmonidae. Gene Ontology annotation, molecular function: GTPase activator activity. The record is from RefSeq and is a predicted model, not a curated record.
AGAUUUGAUCCAUAGGUGUUUCUAGCACCAUGCCCUGAACUUUGACUUGGAGAGAGGCAAGGUGAACUAAAUUGGUGAUCCAAACAGUUUUUGUAGUCCCAAGCGCUUUUUCUCCGGAAGAUGGUGGCCUUCAGCGGGCUCUGCCGAAGUCUCUCUUGGCUGGCGAAGAGAACUGCUCAGUACAAGUUUGGGAAACUGAACACCUACAACGAUACCUGUCCACCAACUCAAAUAAAGAGCCAGGCAGUGUCAGAUGGCGAGCUGAACAUGUCUGGUCGUGGCUGUGGGGGCAGUUGUACCAGUCUGCCAGAGGCCCAAGGGGGAGACGCCCAGGCCAGCAGUGUCGUCAGCUGGGCUGUGUCCUUCGAGACGCUAUUGGAAGACCCCAUGGGAGUAUGCUACUUCAAGGCCUUCCUGAGGUCAGAGGUGAGUGCGGAGAAUAUCCUGUUCUAUCAGGCCUGUGAGAAGUACCGGGAGAUUCCACCCACCCGGAUGAAAGAGUUAAGUGAGGAGGCUCAUGCCAUCUUCCAGACAUACCUGUCUGACCACGCUCCCUACGCUGUGAACAUCGACGACACGGCUCGCGUGGAGGAGAAGGACCUGCUGAAGCCUACAGCUGAAAUGUUUGACAAGGCCCAGAAACAGAUUUUAAAGUUGAUGAAGAUGGAUAGCUACAGGCGCUUUGUCCGCUCCCCUCUUUACCAGAAGUGUACCCUGGCCAGUGUGGAGGGCAGGCCACUACCCAACAUCCCCGCUGAACCUACCAGCACAGGAUCAUGGGAGAACAUGGCCACCUUUAGCCGCUCCCUCAAUGACAACAAGAAGCAGAGGGAUAAGCAGCGGGAGAAGAGGGGAUCGUGGGGAGACUUGUCAUACACUAAGGUGAAUGUGUCUCGUAAGGACUAUCGGAUGUCCAACAGCAGUGUAGAGAAUGGUCGCUCUGGUCCCUCAGACCAGGGGCAGGGUGAUGGUUGCGGUAGUGUGGAGGGAGGUUACUGCUGUGUCUACCUGCCUGAUGGCAGUGCAUCCCUGGCCCCCAUACGGCCCGGCCUCACCCUCAGAGAAAUGCUGUCUGGCCUCUGUGAGAAGAGAGGCUUCCCCCUCAAAGACAUCAUUAUCUACCUCCAUGGAAAGGACAGGAAGCCCUUAUCUCUGGAGCAGGACUGCUCAAUACUGAGGCACCAGCAAGUCUCCCUGGAGCUGAGGGUGACUUUUGCGUUGGAGGUGGUGUUCACUGGUAAGACAGUGGGCAUCAUGGUGAAGUCCAGUAAGACUCUACAGGAUGCCCUGUCUGUGGUACUACAGAAACACCAACUCGCAUCACACCAGGCCCGGGUCACCAUGAGUGGGAGUGAUGUGCCACUGAGCAUGAGCACUAGUGUGUUCAAACUGGCUAAUAAGAAGCUGCAGCUGGACAAAGUUGGCAGUCCCAGGAUCAGUGGCCAAACUCCAGUCGCACAGGAGAGCGGUAGAUCUCCAGUAGGCCCAGAGGUCCAUGUGUCUCCUCAGGCAGACGGACCCGGAGCCAAGCCCAGGGUCAGGAAAAACCAUGAGAUGGAGGUGAUGAUAGAGCUGUUGUCCAGGGCCCAGGCCUGUAGGGUGGAUGACCAGAGAGGCCUGCUGACCAAGGAACACCUGGAGCUGCCCCAGUUCCUCCUGAAACCACCUGUCCACGACCAGGAGACUCAACAGGGGGAGGCUGGAGAGGUGACAGGGGGAUGGAGCACCCACAGACACUGAGGAGUCAGAGAACCAUCCCAACUCUACUCCCACCCCUGUUGGAGUCUGUCACUCAUCAGGUUCCAAAUGCACAGGCUCACAGGAAACGUGUGUGUGGGGGGGGGGGGUUUAAAAUUUAAACAAACUGUAUACAUGAAGAACCCAACUAUUAAGAGGGCAAUAGUCUAGCACAUUUGCCUAUGAUUGUCUAAGCUCUGAGGCAUGUCUUAUCAUACUUUUGUACAAAAUGUAAUGAAAUGCAGAGUAUUUUAUAGGUUCCAUUUCCUGACUUCAUUCAUGAGGGUCUUGCAUCUCUAAGUUGAACUUUAUAUUUAACUAAGCACUUUGAGUACAUGUGAUUUGAGAUUUAACUGGUUUUAUUUGAGCACUUUUCUCUUGUGAGUUUAUUUAAUUGACUAUCUGGCAUUUAAUACUUUUGAGCACAUUGUUUGCUGUGUUUGCACUUUGAAUGCCAGGUCCUCUGUGAUGGUCAAUCCUUUGAAUGCCAGGUCCUCUGUGAUGGUCAAUCCUUUGAAUGCCAGGUCCUCUGUGAUGGUCAAUCCUUUGAAUGCCAGGUCCUCUGUGAUGGUCAAUCCUUUGAAUGCCAGGUCCUCUGUGAUGGUCAAUCCUUUGAAUGCCAGGUCCUCUGUGAUGAGAAAUCCUUUGAAUGCCAGGUCCUCUGUGAUGGUCAAUCCUUUGAAUGCCAGGUCCUCUGUGAUGGGCAAUCCUUUGAAUGCCAGGUCCUCUGUGAUGAGAAAUCCUUUGAAUGCCAGCUCCUCUGUGAUGGUCAAACCUUCUGUCUGUUAUCAGAGUGCCAUUCAGGGUCUAACUUCAGUAUUAACUUACCUUUCAAUUCAUUGCACAUGAUUAAAUCAGGUAUCAUUGAUCUAUGUACCUCUAGCUGACUGGUUACACUCAUGUCCGUCAGUGUAAUGUCUCAAGGACAGACUACGCGCAUCCAAUGUAAUUACACACUAUUUUAGUUCUCUGAUCUGAGUGACGUCAUCUGAAUUCAACAUGCCACUUGGACUGCACUGUGAUUGGUUCGUCACCUGUUUAGGAGCCAAUCGCAGCUUGGCUUCAUCUCCAUAAACUUGUUGCUUGACGGUGCCCCUCUGAAGCCACUUCCCUUUUAUGGGGUGUGUGUCUCUGGAUGGGAAUAGUGUGAAAUAGUUUUGAAAGCAUUAGUUAUUACACUUCAUUUUUGUUCAGUCAAAGAAAGACCAUCCUUCAGAGAAAUGUAAAAGUUAAUGGAGUAGUGACUUCACCUUUUUAUAUUAAACACACCGGACUGAUCAGAGGAUGCACAUCUAGUGGUUUGCAAUCUGUAAUUUUCCUCCGGCGAUUUCUGGACGUGUUCAGUCAUCGGUGCUCUGUGUACUCUCAUCCUGUCUGUUUUAUCUCUCUCUCGGAUGAUGCUUAGCUGUAAUUGAUGCUGUCAGCUAUCUAGACCAAAUUGCCUUAUCUCAUGUAGACCCACAUGUAGUGCCAUAAGACCAGGCAGGGGACAAGGUAAGCGUGGUGGGUGUGAGCGCUUUGUCAUUUGAAAAUGGUACUCACUGUAGUUAAAAUGUGUUCCAUAUUUGCGGUAAUGUACAUUAUCCCGGUCUAUGUAUGUGUAGAAUAUAAAUCGGGUUGUGGCAUAUUUGUCCUACCUCUUAACUCGAUCCUUUUAAUUUAACGGGUGCUGAGAUACUCCGGCAGGCAUUAGGCUAUGCAUUGGAAUGCAUGGCUUGUGUAAAACUAGACCCAUCCAUUAGACAGUAAUGUCUUGUAGAAACAGUUGGUGAGUUAAUGGCUAUAGGCUCAACACAGCGGCAGGCUGUGUGCUUGGCCAGUGGGGGGUGGAGACUGUUCUAUGGUAACACUGACAUGGUGGCAACUGUAAGGAACUGAUAUCAGGAUCGGGUGAGCAGUUUAUGGCUGAGCUGUGACUAAAUGCCAGGGAGAGUGAGGCAGCAUUGAUAACUCUUUCAGGAUCCGUAGAAAGGGUGGAUAUAACUGUGUAGUAAAGCUGAUGGCCAGUGAUCAUGUACUGUGUAGGACACGUCCUUGGAAUCAGUGGGGUGGUUAUGUGAUUCUCAUGACUUCGUAUGUGUUCAUAGGCUGUAAUAGUGAAUCUCUGAUAGAAUUGUCACCAGCACCGAUGCUAGCUAGGGGGUGACACUCGGCCCUCCACGUUUCUGCUUGUCAGUUUCUUUUAUUAGGUAUGAAUUGACUAUGACAUUGGGGAACUGCCUAAUAGGUGUUUGGAACCACCUGAGUGACAGACCGAACUGUGGGGUUUUCUACCCACUCUAAUACUCUGCUGCUGUAGCUAAAUGACACCCAAUGGGUUGUCUCAAGUGAUAAUGUGCCUCUGACAGUUACUACUUUGUGGAGGAGGGGUGUUAAAUGUCCUUUUUUGGGCGGGGGGGGGGGGGUCGAAUGAGUUUGAAAAGACCAUGUGGUUGUGGGAAUAAUACUGAGGUAAAUAUCAGGUCAUAUCUGUGUAAGAGUGGCUGGCAGGCUGUCUUCAGUCAGAACAGCAGGUGGUGAAUGCGUACUGUAGAUUUGACCAUGCAGCAUCUAUAACUGUUAAAUGUGCCUACUCUGGCCUUGGCACACAGACUUGAGCCAACAGAUGCUGUGUGGGUAGGCGCUGCAUGGUCAAUCCAAAAUCUGCAGUUACGGUGAUAUAGCCUCAGGGCAACUUGUGCUUUGCUGAGCAGCACAGAGCUUUUGAGCAGAGCUGUUGUCAAAAAAGUUUGUUUAUACAGGACCCCACCACCCCACCUACCGUUAACCAAUCAUUGUCAAUACGGAGCCCUCAGCAUUGUUACAAUAUUUCGGAGGCACACAACGGUGCUCAAUUUGACCUCUGCAUUCCUCCAGAGGCUCUACAAUUGUCACACCACACUGUCCAUACGAAGGCCCAGACCACAUUUUUGGAUCAAACACAAAUGGUCUUUUUGUCACCACUAUCGGUAGAGUGAAAUAUAAUGGAAACACAUUGAACUUUUGAUUUUUAUUCGGUACAUGAACACCUACGUGGCAGAAGUAAAUGUUGUGUGCACUACAUCACGUACUGACUUAAAAAAAAUAUAUAUAUAUUUGGUAGAAACACCAUCAGUCAGCCUGGGCUCAGACUAAACUUAACGUAGUAAAUGUAAAUCCAAGAUGCUCAAAUUAGUAUAUGAUACAUUUGGUGUGGUUACAAAAAACAGACAGUUACUUGAGGCAAAAACAUAUUUAGGAUGAUCUGGCUUAUAACGCGUGUUUGAAUUUCAUGGAGAUCUUUAGGAUUUUAGUUAAUUAGCAUGUUAGCUAACCCUGACCUUAACCCCCUAACAUCUAGCAUAGCUAAUGUUAUCCCUGGGAAAAUGCAGCAGAAUUUAGAAUAUUUGCAUGAAUCUGUCGCCAAUUGGAUGGAAACCUAGCUACCCUUUUCUGUCUCAUGGUGGGGGGAAGAAACUUGAGUUGUAGCCAGGGUGAAUUAUUUUUUAUUUUUUGCUAAUCUAGCUGAAGUCUGUGGGGACAUUCCUCAUGUUGUGUUUGUGUGCCUAUGAUGCUGUGUGGAUAGUACACACACCUAAGUGUCCAAUUUGGAUCUGUCACCUUGGCUGUUACGGAGUCAGUCAUGUGGACUAAUCGAUAGGCAGUGUUUUCUGAGUCGGUGUUCCACUGGGGCAACUUUAUUCUACAGGUCCUCAUUUUAAAUAGCACUUCUAUAACACAAGGGAUUCUGGGAUGAGGAGGAAAGAGUCCAGUCAGGCCUGAAAUCAACAUCUAGAUCAAUUGCCUCAGACUGACAGACUACCGCAGAACCACCUUUGAGGGAGAGAUGCUCAUGCCAGGAACUCUUUGUUGCGAUACGUUACAGUAUGAUGCAUUAUACAUUUCAAUACUAUGAUGUACUAUACAUUGCCCCUUAAGAGUAAUGAGGCAUCAACUGUAGUGUGGCUCAGCGUAUUGUGGCCCAUGUAUUUGUAAGGGUAUACUAACUGUUCAAGCUGACGCAGGUGUUGGGGUGCAGCUCUUUGGGAAAAAAAAGUGUUAAUCUAUUGCUGGGCUAGGGAUAUGUUUUUAUUUUAUUAGACCAGAUUAACGGUUAGAUGCUGCAUGGAACGGUACAUGUGGUGAUUGUGGCUAAUGUUUGCCGUCAUGGUAAUAAGGAGUCAAUUUAUACCACCUCAUCCAUAGUUAAUGAGAUGGGGCUGAAUCCUACAGGGAGCAGGAAGUUGGAUUCUAAACCCUCAUCCACAGGGUGCCUUCACCUAUACAGGCUCAAUCGCUUGUCACUCUACCACAGCAUGAUUUGAAAAACACCAUUCACAGGACUAGACUCUGGUCUCCUAUAGGGAAGAGGUCAGAGACCUGGCUGUGUGGUGCCAGGAUAACAACCUCUCCCUCAACGUGAUCGUAGCAAAGAUGAUUGUGAACUACAGGAAAAGGAGGACCAAGCACGCCCCCAUUCUUAUCGACAGGGCUGUAGUGGAGCAGGUUGUGGACACCAUGGAACUUGAAUAUCUCAUCACCAAUAAACAAUCAUUGUCCAAACACACCAAGACGGCAUGACAAAGGCUAUUCCCCCUCAGACUGAGAAGAUUUGGCAUGGGUUCUCAGAUCUUCAAAGCUGUACCAUCGAGAGCAUCCUGACCUGUUGCAUCACUGCCUGGCAGCUGCUCGGAGUCCAACCGCAAAGCACUACAGCGGGUAAUGCGUACUACCAGUACAUCACCGGGGUCAUGCUUCCUGGCAUCCAGGACCUAUAUACCUGUCAGAGGAAGGCGCUAAAACUGGUCAAAGACUCCAGCAGUAGUCACUGUUCUCUCUGCUACCACAUGGCAAGCACUACCGUUGCGCCAAGUCUAGGACCAAGACGCUUCUAAACAGCUUAAAGCCACACGUGAACAUCUAAUCAAAUGGCUACCCAGACUAUUUGCAUUGCCCCCCCCCCCCUUCUCUGCUGCUGCUACUGCCUGUUUAUUAUCUAUGCAUAGUCAGGGUAACUCUACCUACAUGUACAUAUUACCUUGACCAACCUGUGCCCCAGCACAUUGACUAUGUACUGGUACCCCCAGUACAUAGACUUGCUACUGUUAUUUUACUGCUGCUCUUUUUCUUCCAGUGAAGUGAGUACCAGCUUUUAUUUGCAUAUCUUAAUUGCCUUGUUGAUUUAGGGUUUGUGAGUAGGCAUUUCACUGUAAGGUCUAUUCGGUGCCUGUGACCAAAUAAAAUCUGAUUUGAAUACUCUCCCUUGGUGAGUGUCGCCACUUGGUUCAUUGACAUAUAUGCACUAACGAGCUUAUCCUCCGAUUGGCCACAGGAGUUAAGUAAUUUGUGUACAGCCAACCCUAGAUUUGAUAUAAUUGUGGACCUAACGGAGGAUUGCGCAGCCAUGGAGCACAAGAUCAAAGAUUGUUCCAGCCGUUUCAUCGUAACUCCUGGCUGGCAUUUGAACAGGCCACAUAAAUCCGGUUUCAUUCAGCACUUGGCUGUGCUGCUGCCUCCAGGCUUUAUUCACUGGUGUGAUUCUGAUUGAGCCACUCUCCCUGUAUGUUAUAUCCCGUCUCUGUCUGUCUCUCUCUGUGUGUCUGUCUUCCCCCUCAAACAGUUGAAGAACAGGUCCAAAUCCAGCCUACUAGGGGGGUGAGCAGCCUUCCCUUGCCUUAUCCCUCUCCUUCUCCGUGACACAUCUCUAACCUAUUAUCUAUUUUGCCUCGCAGGAAUCCCUUCCAGGUGGGCUGGACCUGGACAAAGUCUAGGAGGGCCCAGAAGGUUCUGAGACGCCCUUGUCCUCCACAGCGGAGCUGAAGUGACGACGGCUUGGCCCUGCAGGAAUAUCGGGCCAUGAGCCUUCCAUCUGCUCAUUAUUUAUGCAUACAGUCACUUGCCUUUCCACAUUUACUUUAAAGCAAACACUGAGUUGGUGAGUAAUUAGAGAAACACACAGGGGUACCUAUGAUGGUUCUGUACUUACCAAACUGAAUGUGUAUUCUUCACAAUAAAGCUAUUCUGUCGAGUG